Ilex paraguariensis (yerba mate) is the source of this 387-nucleotide messenger RNA. The record is from the annotation of a GenBank genome assembly. Lineage: Eukaryota; Viridiplantae; Streptophyta; Magnoliopsida; Aquifoliales; Aquifoliaceae.
AUGGAUGGACCUAUUUCUGUGGCAAGCUAUGCCAAAGGUAGAGCCUGCCAGAGUCCCAUUGCCACCUUCACACCCGAUGGUUUGGCACUGGGUGGAGUGAUGCUUUCUUCUACAAGGGAUCAACUUUUAAGAUGCAACUCGAGUUGGUCGCUCUCUGAGGGUGGAGUUCUACUGUCAGCUAUGGAGUGUGCUAAGCAGGAUGCAUGGGAUCGGGCGAGGAGUACUGAGAAAGGCGACCCAUCUGUGCAUCCAUGUGUUGCAGCUGCUUGUUUGAAGUCUGGUUUGGUGUCAGGGGUCAGGACCACUUCCUGGUGUGAUCCCCAGGUUCUAUCACCAGACGUUGGUGGUCAGGGUGCAGGCCAUUCUGGUCAUGGUGCUGGCACGUGA